CUAGACUUUAGUUCAGUGUAGCCGUUGUUACGAACCACGCAAAGGUGAUUUCGCCAUGGCUCCCACACACGUCCAUCACGCCAUUCCUACCUGGAUCGAGGAGAAUAAAAAGUUCUUCCUGCCACCGGUAUGCAACAAAAUGAUAUAUGGUGUAAACUUGUGCAAAUACUGCACUGAAUCUGUACAACACAAGGACAGCCUCCAGACAGCAAAAGGCAUUAGUAUGCAGAUCACACACUCAAAGCCGUGGCAACAGCUCUUGCCUACAAGGAAAGGACGUGAUAUUGGGUCCCGUGCUUUUAUCGUUUCAUCUACACGUUACAAGGUCCCUGUGUUAAAAGGACUGGCAUUGCCCAUCAUGCGAUUAGACCAAGAGGUACGACAGGUUUGGUUGGUUACGUUGAUGUGGAUUGAUCGAUGUGAUUUACAUCUUACCACCAUCACCAUCACCACCAUUAACACAGUUGCCUUAGCUGUCGCGUUUCGGCCACACCGGGCUCUGAAUGAUGCCGGGCUAAGUCUGAAAGUGCAUAUCCUCUUAAGAGGCGGUGUGCUGGCCGAGCAUCUGCGAUGUUUACUACAAAUCAGACGGGUACAAAAAUGGACAUACUCCUUGACUUCUCUCAUCCUACUUCAGGUCUUCCUCUUACCUGGCAAGAUCCCACAUUCCCCGCAGCGUUUUGCCGAGACCAUAGGCCUAGUCAUCGAGAGAGAGAGAAUGAAGACUGAACUCGAUGGUCUAAGGUAUUACGUAGAAGGAACGACCGAUUCAUUAUUCGAGCGCUGGUUUUACUGUGAAGAUUUGGGCUCUCAGCUGGGACCAAUUAUCAAGGAGUAUUUCGCUUCAGAACAACACAAGACUGGAAAACCCAUUCCAGGAACCAUUCCUGAAAACCCUCCCUUUGCCCCGGAUGCGGCGAGGAAGCUGGAGGACCCCUUUCCUUUGGCCAAGUGGCUCACCAAACACAGCGCUGAGAUUCACCAAGAAGGAAGUAAAAGACUCUUUGACCUCAGCUACCAGAGUGACGUCACAGUGUUUGGCAGAGGGACAUCCGAGGUCAAGCUACCACGCGCAGAGACUUGGCUGUGGCAGUUGGAAGGCGAGACCGCAGUGACAACGGGAGGGAAGAUGGUGAAGCUGAAACCCCAAGACUCGCUAUUACUCCGCGCUGACUCCCCCUACUCCCUCACGCGGACCGAAGGAGCUCUGACCCUCUCCGUCGUGAUGGAUCCCGGGUCUAAAGAAAGGGGAUUCGCCCAUUUGAAGAAGAAGGAGUGAUCCCUCACUCCGUCUUGUUGUCAUUAUAAGAUUCGUUAUGAUGAUGGAAGGUGACAGGAAUGAUUAGGAUAAUAAUCAUUAUAACUGCUAGAAUGAUAAUGAUAGUAAUGAUAAUCAUGCGAUAAUGAUAUAAUGAUGAUAAUAAUAA
Penaeus vannamei (Pacific white shrimp) is the source of this 1427-nucleotide messenger RNA. NCBI's taxonomy places the organism in Eukaryota, Metazoa, Arthropoda, Malacostraca, Decapoda, Penaeidae. The record is from RefSeq and is a predicted model, not a curated record.